Molecule: messenger RNA, 2748 nt
Organism: Brenthis ino (lesser marbled fritillary)
Lineage: Eukaryota; Metazoa; Arthropoda; Insecta; Lepidoptera; Nymphalidae
Source: the annotation of a GenBank genome assembly
AUGAUCAGUUUUAGUAAAAUUCCAGCAAGACGAGUGAUUAGAUGGAAGGAUCGCGUGAAUUAUCACUCUGGACUGGGGGUGUUCGGGCAUCGACCGCGUGAGGUGAAUGAAAGUGAAAUUCCUCAGGAAGUGCUGAACAAGAGAAACGAAAACUGUCGCGUGCAUCGGCUAGUAGAAGCGUAUCGGACUUACGGUCACCUGCGAGCGCGUAUUGAUAAUGUCGAUUAUAAACACGAUAACAGAAUCGUCAAAGAGCUCGAGAUUUCGAAAUACGGUCUAUCCAAUACAGAUACUGUGGAUUCGGGUUUAUUAUAUGGCUACAGUGGGAAACAGUCCGCUAGGAACUUGGUCAAACAAUUGGAGGAAAUUUAUUGUGGACCCAUCUCUUACGAGUUCUCAUACUUGGAGACAGAAACAGAAAGGGAGUGGUUUACACAACGCAUUGAAAGUGGUUCGGACAUAAUAGACAAAGCUCGUCAAAUAGAAAUCCUGACCGAACUAUUGAAUUCGCAAUCAUGGGACAAGUUCCUCUCAGUCAAGUACCCUACUGUGAAGAGAUACUGCGGCGAAGGCGGGGAAUCCCUGCUUACAUUCAUAUCUACGCUUUUUGGACUUACUACUUCCGAAAACCUAAAGCACGUAGUAAUAGCGAUGGCUCACCGCGGCAAGCUGAACGCUCUGAGUGGGCUCUUGAAUUGUCCUCCGGUGAAAAUCUUUCACAAAUUCAACGGCAAUCCUGAAUUCCCCGAAGAGGCGAAUGCUGUUUGCGACAUAUCAACACAUUUGAGUGUAUCCACUGACAUCACCAUGAACGGUCACACUGUCCAAUUUUCACUCAUAAAUAAUCCAUCUCACCUAGAGGCUGCGAAUCCAGUGUCUAUGGGGAAAACUAGGUCAAAACAGCUCUCGUUGAAGGAAGGCGACUACUCGUCAGACGGGAGCUCGAAGUUUGGUGACAAAGUGUUAAAUGUUCAGAUCCACGGCGACGCGGCGUUCACUGGGCAGGGAGUGAACCAGGAAACUUUGAUGCUAUCGCAAGUCCCGCACUUUGAAGUUGGAGGAUCUUUACACGUAGUUGUUAACAAUCAAGUAGGUUUCACGCUGCCGGCGCAUCGCGGGCGCUCCAGCAAAUACGUAACGGACCUCGCGAAGGCUAUAUCGGUCCCCGUCAUACAUGUCAACGGUGAUUAUCCCGAGUUAGUAGUAAAAGCAACAAACAUAGCGUUCGAAUACCAGAGGAAGUUCCGCAAGGACGUGUUCAUAGAUUACAACUGCUACCGGCGAUGGGGACAUAACGAACUGGACGACCCCACUUUCACUAACCCCUUGUUAUAUAAAGUCAUAUAUGGCAGAAAAUCUAUCCCCGACUUGUAUGCGGAGAAACUUAUUUCAGAUUCCGUAGUGAGUGAAUCUGACGUGAGCAAUAUAAACUCGAGCUAUACGAAAUACUUGCAACAGCAGUACGAAUUUGCCAACUCCUACAAGCCGGAGGCCUCGUACUUCCAAAAGCAAUGGUCGCGCAUGUCGCCGGCGCCGGCGGCCGUGGAGGUGUGGGACACCGGCGUCGACGCGCAGCUGUUGCAGGCGGUGGGCAGAGCGUCUGUUACUGCACCUGAGAGUUUUAACAUACAUCCUCAUCUAGCAAAAACCCAUGUCAAAGGCCGUCUCAACAAACUAGCAGAAGGGAACGGCAUUGACUGGGCAACUGCAGAAGCUUUCGCUUUCGGUUCUCUACUAAUGGAGGGACGACAUGUUCGUCUCAGUGGAGAGGACGUGGGUCGCGGUACGUUCUCCCACAGACAUGUGAUGCUCGUAGAUCAAGAAAAAGAAGAUAUUUAUAUACCUCUCAAUCAUAUACAUAAAGAUCAGAAAGGAUUCUUAGAAGUAGCUAAUUCAAUAUUAUCAGAAGAAGCAGUAUUAGGUUUUGAAUACGGCAUGGCGUUUGACAAUCCUGACAAUCUGAUCGUUUGGGAGGCGCAGUUUGGGGACUUCUAUAAUGGAGCUCAGAUUAUCGUCGACACUUUUAUUGCUUCAGGAGAAGUGAAAUGGGUUCGAAGCAACGGUCUAGUCAUGUUACUGCCUCACGGGUACGACGGCGCCGCGUCAGAACACUCCUCCUGUAGGAUAGAAAGGUUCUUACAGUUGACCGAUAGUUCGGAAACUAGACCCGACUCGGAAGCGGUCAACUUGCACGUGGUAAACCCCACGACACCUGCUCAAUACUUCCAUUUGUUGAGACGACAGAUUGUACGAAAUUAUAGAAGACCGUUAGUAGUUGCUUCUCCGAAAAUACUGUUGCGGAUGGCCGACGCAGUGUCGCCGCUAUCGGAUUUCACGCCGGGCACACACUUUAAACCUGUUAUCGGAGAUGCAAUAGCAGAUCCUCUAAAAGUAAAACGCGUGAUACUCGUCUGUGGGAAACAUUACUAUGAAUUGCACAAAGAAAGGGUCAAGAGUAAAAUAGAAGACGUCGCCAUACUGCGAGUUGAGGCUUUAGCGCCCUUCCCUCUACAGGAGAUACAAGAACAACUGAACAAGUAUACUAACGCUAGAAAAUUCAUAUGGAGUCAAGAGGAGCACAAAAAUAUGGGCGGUUGGUCUUUUGUUAAACCGCGAUUCGAAAAUCUUAUCGGCAAGAAGCUACUCUACGCCGGUCGUAGUGAAGCAGCGACUCCCGCGGUGGGAACAUCGAAACUACAUCGAGCCGAGGUCGAGCACAUAUUGAGAGAACCACUAUACAACAUUAAA